Molecule: messenger RNA, 2001 nt
Organism: Aspergillus nidulans FGSC A4
Lineage: Eukaryota; Fungi; Ascomycota; Eurotiomycetes; Eurotiales; Aspergillaceae
Product: coiled-coil domain-containing protein MAD1
Exons: 3
Coding region: 1-2001 (666 amino acids)
Biological process (GO): mitotic spindle assembly checkpoint signaling
Cellular component (GO): nucleus
Source: RefSeq, a predicted model, not a curated record
AUGGACCUGAAGCUGACUUGCCCAGAUGAGUUUCAGGAGGAGCUCAGUACCUUCAAUAGUAUGAGCUGGAGAAUUCCAAGCAAGAACGCGAGUUGUUGUAAUCGUGCCAAUCACAAGACUGAAGCUCUUGCGAAAGAGCUGAGAGAAGCUCAAGAAAAUGGGCUCAGCACAAAAGUUGAGCUCGAGCGUAAAGUUCGCAGCCUCCAAGAUCAUAACCAAAGUUUGAAGGAAGAACUAGAGGACAAGCAUAAACAGCUUCUCGACCAGGAAAGACAGUCGAAGUAUCAGAUUAAUGAGUUGGAAACUAUUCGGUCAUCUCUCCAGAAAACACUGGAGGAUCUGCACCGAGAUCUCGAAAAUGCCAAAAACGAGAAACAAACGGCACAAGAUAAGCUUCGUGAGCGGGAGUCGGACAUUGCCGGUUUAGAAGCGGAGAAUAUUCGACUCAAAGCCGAAGGGAAUGAUGCGGAAACGUUUGCUGUUCUUAAAAGGGAGCUGUCUGACCAAGUUAACCAUAUGAGGGCCCUGGAAACUACAAACCGAGAACAAAACGCAGAAUUACGGCGCCUACGCAAGGUACAGCGGAACGUUGAAGUAGUCGAAGAGCAGAAGAAGUCACUGGAGAACCAGUUACAGCUUAUGAAGGGAGUUGAAGCUGAGCUAGAGACUGUCCAGAUUCAGAAGCAAGUCCUUGAAGACGAGCGGCAAACGUGGUCCAGCCUGUUACAGGAUAGCGACCUCUUUUCGGAAUACGACUCACCGGAAGCUGUCGUAAAGGCUCUUUUAAAGGAGCAGAUCGAGAAAGCUAGCGCCAUUGACAGACUCGGAAGCGUUGAAGCACAAUUCUUGGAGAAAGAUGAGCUCAUAAAAAGCCUGGAAAGUGAGCGAUCUAACCUGAAAUUAGAGAUGGAGAAGCUUCGUGCUGCCUCAGCAGCAGCUGGUGGGCCCAUGGCAGAGAGUCGUGCAAGAGCUCGACUUGAGCGACAGCGGGCGCUUGCGCAGAAAGAAGUGGAAUAUCUCCGCGCUCAGUUGAAAACAUUUGAUACAGAGGAGGAAACCCUGAACGCCGAGCAAGGCCAGUUUGACGCCCAGAAAGCCGAGCAAAUAGUCAAUCUCGAAAAAAUGAUUGAUGAGUACCGACAGGAACUCGCAAGGGCCCAUGACGAACUUUCCAAGCGCGAGGCCUCUCAGCAAGAAGAAACUACUCAACCUAGAGGAACAAAACGUCCUCUUUCACCUGCCGAAAGUGACACAGAGAACGAACGGCUUUCAGUGCUCCUUCGAAAGAACAGAAAGCUCCAAGAGUCCCUCUCCAAAACCGAACAAGCCAUGACCCUCCUACGCAAGGAAUACGAAGCCACCAAAUCUCAACUCAAAUCCCUCAAAGCAAAAUCCCGCACCCGCAUCCUUGAACUUCGCGACAACCCAACCUCGCAGGCCGAAAACCUGAAACUCUCAACUAUCACCACGCUCAAGAACGAAAACCGCGACCUCCUGGCCCAACUCCGCGGCCACCACGAAUCCGUUAAAACCGUUCCCAUCACCACCCUUGAAAGCAUGAAGCUUCAAGUUCAAGACAUGGAGCGCGUCGUCGCAGACAAGGAAAAGCGCAUGCGCCGCCUGAAAGAAAUCUGGACCGCCAAGUCCUCGGAAUUCCGCGAGGCAGUCGCCUCCCUGUUGGGCUACAAACUCGACUUUCUCCCUAACGGCCGCGUCCGCGUCACAUCCAUGUUCCAUCUCUCCUCCGCCUAUAGGCACGGCGAGGGUAAUGCAUCAGAUGCACGUGGACCGGGGAGCAUGGGCAACGGCGAGGAGAACUCAAUUAUCUUCGAUGGUGAGAACGGCACGAUGAAGAUCUCGGGGGGGCCGAACAGUCUGUUUGCGAUGGAGAUCAAGCACCUGAUCAAGUUUUGGGUUGAGGAGAGGAAAGAUAUUCCUUGCUUCCUGGCUGCGAUGACGUUGGACUUUUACGAUAAGACGACCAGGGCGGCUCGAAUGUAG